UUUAUAGAGAAAAGUAGUACCGCAGAAAAAGAAAAGAUAACCGAUACAGCGGAUGGAGAUUCUACGACUAUUAGUAAUAUGUGGUUUACUUAUACGAAGAAUAUGAAUCCAAAUCUGCAUAAAUUGACAGCCGAUGACUGGGAAAAGAAAUUUAAAAAGUACGACAAAGAUCAUAAUGGUUUAAUAUCCGCAAAAGAAUUACAGCUACUAUUAUUCAAAGAGUUCACCGGAUUCCUCACCGUUCGCCAAGCGAAGACAUACAUACAUUUAAUUAAUUCUAAAAAAAAUGAUGAAAUGGGAUUGGAAGAUCUUAUACAAAUGAAACCAAUAAUAUUUGUCUUGUCACAGCGAACAAUUCGAAAGGAUUUACCCGGCUCAAUUCACAUCGCCGAUCAUGACACUAUUUCGGUUGAAGCUUUCGCGAACAUAAAUAAGAGUUGUUUUAAAGACGAGGAAGAAUUUAAAGAAUUACUUAAACUUAUAGAUCAAAAAAAAAACAAAUCUAUUAAAAUGAAAAAGGUCCGUGAUACACAGGAAAUGAUAGACGAGUCGAUUGAGAUGGCUCGUAUACACCAGCAAUUUUUGAUAUUCGGCAGAGGUAUGAAUUUUCAUGAAUAUAUAUGUCAAUGCCAUAACAUUCCCAGAAAUCUGUGGUAGGUACUAACUAAACUUAACAAUCGACUCAAGUCUAUAUUUGUUCAUUGGAUAAUUUAACAUUUUUGAAUAUGUACCAAACAUCUAUAAAGUUCUUAGUAAAUUUUUGGUUAUUGCAAGCCAAAAAUAUAUUUUUAAAAUGUUAAUUAGUGUCAGUUAUUAUAAUGUUUUUCUCAAAAUAAUA
Adelges cooleyi (spruce gall adelgid) is the source of this 838-nucleotide messenger RNA. RefSeq lists its product as uncharacterized. Gene Ontology annotation, molecular function: calcium ion binding. The record is from RefSeq and is a predicted model, not a curated record. The transcript is spliced from 7 exons. Lineage: Eukaryota; Metazoa; Arthropoda; Insecta; Hemiptera; Adelgidae. The coding region runs from base 79 to 657 and encodes 192 amino acids.